Messenger RNA from Neohortaea acidophila, 801 nucleotides. RefSeq lists its product as uncharacterized. The record is from RefSeq and is a predicted model, not a curated record. NCBI's taxonomy places the organism in Eukaryota, Fungi, Ascomycota, Dothideomycetes, Mycosphaerellales, Teratosphaeriaceae. The annotation marks the transcript as partial. The transcript has a single exon.
AUGACUCUCUUGAAGACACUCGCCCCCUGGGCGCUUCUCGCCACCUUGCCCUCUCUAUCCUGGGCACACACAUGGUCGGAAGAGCUCCAAGUCAUCGGCCCCAACGGCUCAUACAUUGGCGACCGUGGCUUCUGCCGCGGCUACAUCGCCCGCACCGAUCCUACGUUCGACGGAGAUGCCAACAUUCUCUGGCUGCUGCCCGCACUGGAUGCACGCAUGCCCGAUGAUACGGUCCGACUACGCAUCAACUCAUCCGACUACCUAUGCCAUCCCAGCCAACGCACAAGCAACUACACCAACCCACAAUACCCCAAGCUCAAGGUGUCGCCUGGUGGAUAUGUCGCGAUGAAAUAUCUGGAAAACGGACAUGUGACGCUGCCGUGGAACCAGCCGGGCAAGCCGUUGCAGGGAGGCACCGCCUUCGUCUACGGAACCACACAGCCUUCGACAACCGAGAAGAUCGCAAAUGUCUUGCAGUGGAACGCCAACGGUACUGGUGGAGAUGGUCGCGGUUGGCUCAUGACGGCACAGACAUUCGAUGACGGGCGAUGUCAUCAGAUCAACGAUUGCGUCAACUCCGCCAUUCGUCAAGUUCUCUACCCCAACAGAAUCCCCAACCAGCCUACCGCGCCGCCGCAAAACCAGUGGUGUGAGACGGAUUUGAAGAUCCCUGAUCACCAGCCCUACGGCGACCUGACCCUCUACUGGAUAUGGCAGUGGCCAACUGCACCAGACGUGGCAUGCACCUACCCUACCGGCAAAGACGAGUACUACACAUCCUGCAUCGACGUCGAGAUUGUC